Messenger RNA from Megalops cyprinoides (Indo-Pacific tarpon), 6634 nucleotides. RefSeq names its product dedicator of cytokinesis 1 (gene dock1). The coding region runs from base 141 to 5795 and encodes 1884 amino acids. Gene Ontology annotation, molecular function: guanyl-nucleotide exchange factor activity; small GTPase binding. NCBI's taxonomy places the organism in Eukaryota, Metazoa, Chordata, Actinopteri, Elopiformes, Megalopidae. Gene Ontology annotation, cellular component: cytoplasm; plasma membrane. The record is from RefSeq and is a predicted model, not a curated record. Gene Ontology annotation, biological process: small GTPase-mediated signal transduction; cell migration. The transcript is spliced from 52 exons.
UACUGGUGGAAAAUGGCGGCUCGGUGUGGCUCUCGGCACAAAUAGUAAAAACAAAAAAGACAGAAAAUCUGGAGUCACACAAGGAACUACAAACAGCGCACCAGAUACACUAACGAAAAAGUUUCGUCAAACUCGUGAGAAUGUCUCGCUGGGUCCCCACGAAAAAGGAAAAGUACGGUGUUGCUAUCUAUAACUAUGAUGCCCGUGGAGAGGAAGAGCUGUCCUUACAGAUCGGGGACACUGUGCACAUAUUGGAGACUUACGAAGGCUGGUACAGAGGGCACAUUUUGAGAAGAAAGUCGAAAAAGGGUAUAUUUCCUGCAUGUUACAUACAUCUGAAGGAGGCAACAGUCGAAGGCAAUGGGCAAAAAGAGACAGUCAUCCCCAAUGAGCUGCCCCUGGUCCAGGAGGUCACCACAACGCUGCGAGAGUGGGCCUCUAUCUGGAGAGACCUGUAUGUGGGAGACAAGCGAGAGAUGUUCAACACUGUCCGCGACAUGAUAUACGACCUCAUCGAGUGGCGGUCUCAGAUCCUGUCUGGCACCCUCCCCCAGGAUGAGCUCACGGAGCUCAAACAGAAAGUCACCUCCAAAAUAGAUUACGGUAACAAAUACCUGGACUUGGACUUGGUGGUGAGGGACAAGGACGGGAACAUCCUGGACCCGGACCAGACCAGCACCAUCAGCCUCUUCCGAGCCCACGAAGCCGCCUCAAAACAGAUCGAGGACAGGAUCCAGGAGGAGAAGUCCCAGAAGCAAAAUAUCGAUCUGACCAGACAAGCCAAGUUCGCCUCCACGCCCUCCUUUGCCCUGUUCGUCACCCUAAAGAACGUGGUUUGUAAAAUUGGCGAGGACGCCGAGGUCCUCAUGUCCCUCUACGAUCCUGUGGAGUCCAAGUUCAUCAGUGAGAAUUACCUGGUGCGAUGGUCCAGCUCGGGGUUGGUGAAGGACAUAGAUCAGCUCCACAACCUCCGAUCAGUAUUCACUGAUUUGGGAAGUGAGGAUCUUAAGAGAGAGAAAAUCAGCUUCGUUUGUCAGAUCGUGAGGGUGGGACGCAUGGAGCUGCGGGACAAUAACACAAAAAAACUGACCUCAGGUCUGCGGAGGCCGUUCGGAGUAGCAGUGAUGGACGUCACUGACAUCAUCACGGGCAAAAUGGACGACGAGGACAAGCAGCACUUCAUCCCGUUUCAGCCGCUAGCGUUGGGUGAGGCCAUCCACCACAAGCAGCUGAACAUCUCCCGUUUCUCACCCAGGGUGGCAGGAGAGAACGACUUCCUGCAGACAGUCAUCAACAAAGUCAUCGCCGCCAAGGAAGUCAAUCACAAGGGCCAAGGCCUCUGGGUGACUUUAAAACUGCUUCCUGGGGACAUCCAUCAGAUCAGGAAAGACUUCCCUCACCUGGUGGACCGCUCCACGGCAGUGGCCCGCAAAAUGGGCUUCCCCGAAAUCAUCAUGCCAGGUGACGUGCGGAAUGACAUAUACGUCACCCUAGUCCAGGGCGAGUUUGACAAAGGCAGCAAGACCACCCCCAAGAAUGUGGAAGUCACCAUGUCCGUCUACGAUGAGGAUGGCAAGAAACUGGAGAAUGUGAUUUUCCCUGGUGCAGGAGAUGAAGGUAUCUUGGAGUACAAAUCAGUGAUCUACUAUCAAGUCAAACAGCCUCGUUGGUUUGAAACCAUCAAGGUGGCCAUUCCCAUUGAGGACGUCAACCGCAGCCACCUGCGCUUUACCUUCCGCCACAGGUCGUCCCAAGACUCCAAAGACAAAUCGGAGAAAAUAUUCGCCCUGUCGUUCGUGAAGCUGAUGAGGUACGAUGGAACGACGCUGAGGGACGGAGAGCACGAUCUCAUUGUGUACAAGGCAGAAGCCAAGAAAUUAGAGGACUCCUCCCACUACCUGAACCUGCCGGCCACCAAGCUGGAGCUGGAGGAGAAGGGCUACUCCACCACAGGGAAGAGCACCCAGAACCUGGCCAGCUGCACCAUCAGCAAGGACUCCUUCCAGAUCUCCACGCUGGUGUGCUCUACCAAGCUCACCCAGAAUGUGGACCUUCUGGGUUUGCUGAAGUGGCGUUCCAACACUAGCCUGCUGCAGCAGAACCUGAGGCAGCUGAUGAAGGUGGAUGGAGGCGAGGUGGUCAAGUUUCUGCAAGACACCCUGGAUGCCCUCUUCAACAUCAUGAUGGAGAACUCUGACAGCGACACCUUCGACACACUGGUGUUUGACGCCCUGGUGUUCAUAAUUGGACUCAUUGCUGACAGGAAGUUUCAGCACUUCAAUCCUGUCCUUGAGACCUACAUUCGAAAGCAUUUCAGUGCCACCCUCGCGUACACGAAGCUGACCAAGGUGCUGAAGAACUAUGUGGACAACGCGGAGAAGCUGACGGAGCAGCUGUUCAAGGCCAUGAAGGCGCUGGAGUACAUCUUCAAGUUCAUCGUCCGGUCCCGGGUGCUCUUCAACCAGCUGUACGAGAACAAAGGCGAGACAGACUUCAUGGAGUCCUUGAGGAAUCUCUUCACCUCCUUCAAUGACAUGAUGAACAGCAACUCGGAGAGCACCAGCAUGGUGAAGGGUGCUGCCCUGAAGUAUGUCCCCACCAUUGUCAAUGACGUCAAACUGGUUUUUGACCCAAAGGAGCUCAGCAAACUCUUCACGGAAUUCAUCCUCAAGGUUCCGCUAGGCCGCCUGGUGAAGCAGAAGCUGCACUGCAUGAUCGACAUCGUCCACAGCGACCUCUUCACCCAGCACGACUGUCGAGAGAUCCUGCUGCCCCUGAUGACAGACCAGCUCAAGUUCCACCUGGAGAAGCAGGAGGAGCUGGAGGCCUGCUGCCAGCUGCUCAGCAACAUCCUGGAGGUGCUCUACAGGAAGGAUGUGGGCCCGACACAAUGGCAUGUCCAGAUCAUUAUGGAGAAGCUGCUGAGAACGGUGAACCGAACGGUCAUCUCCAUGGGGCGCGACUCCAAGCUCAUCGGCAGCUUUGUUGCCAGCAUGACUGCCACCCUGAGGCAGAUGGAGGAGUACCACUACGCUCACCUGAUCAGCACCUUCGGCAAGAUGAGGACUGACGUGGUGGAUUUUCUGAUGGAAACAUUUAUCAUGUUCAAGGAUCUCAUUGGGAAGAACGUCUACCCCGCCGACUGGGUCAUAAUGAACAUGAUGCAGAAUAGAGUCUUUCUGCGAGCUAUUAAUCAGUAUGCAGCCGUGCUGAACAAGAAGUUCCUCGAUCAGACCAACUUCGAGCUUCAACUGUGGAACAACUACUUCCACCUGGCAGUGGCUUUCCUCACCCAGGAGUCCCUCCAGCUGGAGAACUUCUCCAGCGACAAACGAGCCAAGAUCUUCCACAAAUACCAGGACAUGAGACGACAGAUUGGAUUUGAAAUUCGAGACAUGUGGUAUAAUUUAGGUCCUCACAAGAUAAAGUUCAUCCCAGAGAUGGUGGGUCCCAUUCUGGAAAUGACGCUGGUCCCAGAGAUCGAGCUGAGGAAGGCCACCAUUCCCAUCUUCUUCGACAUGAUGCAGUGCGAGUUCCACUUCACCCGGAGCUUCCAAAGGUUUGAGAACGAGAUCAUCACCAAGCUGGAUCACGAGGUGGAAGGGGGCCGAGGAGACGAGCAGUACAAAGUCCUCUUUCAGAAAAUUCUUCUCGAGCACUGCCGGAAGCACAAGUACCUGGCCAGGAGCGGGGAGAACUUCGUCACGCUGGUGGUGAGGCUGCUGGAGAGGCUGCUGGACUACAGGACCAUCAUGCACGACGAGAACAAGGAAAACCGCAUGAGCUGCACGGUCAACGUGCUGAACUUCUACAAGGAGAUUGAGAGAGAAGAGAUGUACAUCAGGUACCUGUACAAGCUGUGCGACCUCCACAAAGAGUGCGAUAACUAUACCGAGGCGGCCUACACACUGCUGCUACACGCCAAGCUGCUCAAGUGGUCCGAAGAGGCUUGUGCAGCCCAUCUGACCCAGAGGGACGGCUACCAGGCAACGACGCAAGGACAGCUGAAGGAUCAGCUCUACCAAGAAAUUAUCAAUUACUUUGACAAGGGCAAGAUGUGGGAAGAGGCCAUAAUACUGGGCAAGGAACUUGCAGAGCAGUACGAGAAUGAAAUGUUUGACUUUGAGCAGCUGAGCGCCUCCUUAAGGAAGCAGGCCCAGUUCUACGAGAACAUCGUAAAGGUGAUCAGACCCAAGCCCGAUUACUUUGCUGUGGGCUACUAUGGACUGGGGUUCCCCUCCUUCCUGCGGAACAAGAUGUUCAUCUAUAGAGGGAAGGAGUACGAGCGGAGGGAGGACUUUGAGGCCAGGCUGCUGACCCAGUUCCCAAACGCUGAGAAAAUGAAGACGACCACCCCUCCCAGCGAAGACAUAAAGAACUCCUCUGGACAGUACAUUCAGUGUUUUACAGUGAAACCGAUCCUGGAGCUCCCACCAAAGUUCCAGAACAAGCCAGUAUCAGAGCAAAUUGUGAGUUUUUACACUGUUAACGAAGUCCACAAAUUCCAGUAUUCCAGACCGGUUAGGAAGGGGGAGAAAGACCCAGACAACGAAUUUGCGACCAUGUGGAUCGAGAGGACCACGUAUGUGACGGCCUACAAGCUGCCAGGGAUCCUGAGGUGGUUCGAAGUCGUAUCCUUCUCCACGGAGGAGAUCAGUCCCCUGGAGAAUGCCAUAGAGACCAUGCACCUGACCAACGAGAAGAUCAACGACAUGGUGCAGCGGCACCUGAACGACCCCAACCUGCCCAUCAACCCACUCUCCAUGCUGCUGAACGGCAUUGUGGACCCCGCCGUCAUGGGCGGCUUCACCAACUAUGAGAAGGCCUUCUUCACAGAGAAAUAUUCGCAGGAGCACCCGGAGGACCAGGACAAGAUCGAGAAGCUGAAGGACCUGAUCGCCUGGCAGAUUCCGUACCUGGCGGAGGGAGUGCGCAUCCACGGCGAGAAGGUGACCGAGGCACUGAGGCCCUUCCACGAGAGGCUGGAGGCCUGCUUUAAGCAGCUCCGCGAGAAGGUGGAGAAGCAGUACGGCGUCAAGACACUGCCAGGGGCGGAUGAGAGGCGGGGCACCCGUCCACGGUCCAUGGUGCGCUCCUUUACCAUGCCCUCCUCCCAGAGGCCCCUUUCCGUCGCCUCGAUCACCUCCAUCUCCUCCGACAACUCACCCUCCAGACCAGGCUCAGACGGAUUUGCCUUAGAGCCUCUCCUGCCAAAGAAACUGCACUGCAAGUCUCAGGACAAGCUGGACCGCGAGGAGCCAGAGAAGGACAGGAAGGAGAAGAAGAAGGAGAAGAGGAACAGCAAGCACCAGGAGAUCUUUGACAAGGAGCUGAAGGCCACGGAAAUCCCCAUGCAGCCAGCAGAGGCUGUCAUUCUGUCAGAGACGAUCAGCCCCCUCAGGCCCCAGAGACCAAAGAGUCAGGUGAUCAACCUGUUGGGCGGGGACCGGCGCCUCUCUGUGUCCCCGGGGCCCCCGACGUCCUCCCCAGCCCCCCCUCCCAUCACCCCCCGAGCCAAGCUGGCCUUCAGCCUCCACACAGGCUCCAAUCUGGAGCUGAACGGGAUGGGCUGCCCAGAGAAAGGAGACACUCCGCCCCCUCUCCCUGUGAAAGGCAGCAUGGCCGAUUACGGGAACCUGGUGGAUAAUCAAGACCUGACGACUCCCACUACGCCUCCCCCGCCCCCGCCACAUCAAAGGCACCUGCCUCCCCCCUUGCCCAGUAAAACCCCCCCUCCCCCUCCGCCGAAGACCACAAGGAAGCAGACAUCGAUCGAUUCAGGAAUCGUACAAUGAGCAAAGACAAUAACAAAAAAAGCCUUAUCAUCCCCUGAACACAGAGAGCUGUAAUAUUUUCUUUCUACCGUUCCCAUCCCGCCCUCACUCGCUUGACAAGAUGAAUACCUCAUUCAGGUCUUCUCAAAUUAUCUUCUUUUUUUUUCUCUCUCUUCCCUCUUCGGUGCAAUGAUGCUGUCAGCCGAAAGGGAAUCUCUUCUGUAGCGCAGAAUUUUAAUCAGGUCGUCAGCUGCUGAGGUGUUGAUGCAGUCUUCCCCGCACCACUCCAGACCUGCACGCCGAGUGCUUAAAGGAGUUAUUGCUCUGUUUUAUACACUGACAAAGACACGCAUGUCCAGAACAGAACCAGUUUCAGGAAUUGAUUGCUUUUGACUGAAUCAUAAUUGACCAUUUGUUUUUAGCUUACCCCAUAUGCCCAUUAUGUACAGUGGUUUGUAUAUAUGAUUUUAUGACUUUUUUUUGAACAGCAAAUUUUAUGAUGCAUUUUUUUUGUAUUAACACUGCAUUAGAUUAACUGGCAGACAUAUCCAAAAAAGGGCUUCUAGCAUUUAAAAUGACAGGGAUUGUAAAGAACUGGUAUACAAGUACCUCUUAUGGAACUUAUUUAAUAAUGGGGUUUUGGAGUGUGUACAACUAACUCCCUUCGUAUUAUCAAUGUAUAGGACUUGUAAUAGAAUGCUGUAACCAUCAAUUCCAAUAAUCUGACCAUUCCAAAUUCACUACUGACUUCUGAAUAAACUCUUAAAAUGUAUGUAUUUUUAAAAAUGAUUGUGUGCUUUUUCCAGUUUGUAGAUUGUCCGUCUAAAUUCUAAUAAAAGCCAGUGACUGAGUCUCUGAGA